CUUGUUUCGCCGGGAAAACUGUCCUAAAUGCAGCUUCGUGAGUCAUCUGCUAUAAACGCUUCGAUUUUGAUCAUGUGACCUGAUACGUCGCGCGUGUGUACACUAAGCAAAGUAAAUAUGGCGGACAGUAGCUCAACUGAAAGCAGUUCUACUUCUGAGUCCGAUUAUUCCGAUUUUGAGGCCUUUAUAGAGGUUGAAGAUAAUGGGAGAAUUUAUGAACCUAUUGGUGAAAUUAGGCCCUGGCGAUUUGAACCGCCAGGACGAACCGAGAAUACAGGGCGAAAGUUGGAAGAGAAUCAAGAGCCUGUGCGCCGCGGCCGCCUCAAUCAGGAAAGCGACGAAUGGUGUCAGUGUGGAAACUGCCAAGCGAUGGAAAGGGAGGAAGAGAGCAUCUGUUGCCAAGAAGUAGAUACAGUUAGGAAUAAAAUUUUGGCGGAUGUCAUGGAGGAACGGUUGCAGGCAGAACCCAGAUGUAUUGUGCAGCAUCCAGGGCUUAUGGCAGUGUGCCUCAAUAUCUGGGUUCUGCAGACAGCUUGGCUACAAUACAAGCAGCAGUAUGGCUCUUCUGCUUAUGAGGGGCCUGAACAUAAGAAAAACUGCCACAUUGCUUACAGGCAACUGGUCAGUUGGUGUUGGGGUACUCUGGGCAAAAAUAUCCUCAUCCCUUUGCCUUCUUGUGCUGUGAACUGCAUACGUGCCUACUUCCCAGAGCCCAACCAGCUGGAGGAGGACAUGGUUUUUACUGGUUUUACUUAUGCAGAUGAGUAAAC
Molecule: messenger RNA, 770 nt
Organism: Pocillopora verrucosa
Lineage: Eukaryota; Metazoa; Cnidaria; Anthozoa; Scleractinia; Pocilloporidae
Source: RefSeq, a predicted model, not a curated record